Thelazia callipaeda (thelaziosis nematode) is the source of this 7662-nucleotide messenger RNA. The record is from the annotation of a GenBank genome assembly. NCBI's taxonomy places the organism in Eukaryota, Metazoa, Nematoda, Chromadorea, Rhabditida, Thelaziidae.
AUGGGUGUGAUAACAUUAAAUGUGGUUUGGUCACCUCAAGGAGACGAACAAUCCCAACUAAAAAAAGCAAUGCAGUUCGAGUCUACCACACUAGUUUUUGAUGCAUGUAAAAUUAUACGAGAAAAAGUAUCUGGAAAUAAUAUUAAUCCUAAAGAAUAUGGGAUGUUUCGUCUAGAGGAAGAUCCAACGAAAUGCGCUUGGAUGGAAAAUGGUCGAACUUUGGAGUAUUAUUUGGUCCGCAGCGGUGAUACAGUUGAAUACAAGAAGAAAAUUCGACCUUUAAAAGUAAGAAUGCUCGAUGGUGCUGUAAAAACAGUAAUGGUAGAUGAAAGCCAACCAGUGGGCGAGAUCAUGGUCGUUGUCUGUUCUAAAAUUGGAAUCAGUAAUCAUGAAGAAUAUUCAAUGGUACGUCAAUCACCGGAUCAGGAUUGGCGUUCUACACUCACAUUAAGGGAUGAAAAAAGAGGAAAGAGCGAAGAAAGAGGUAUUGGCUUUGGAACUCUAGGACGAAAUAAGGAAAAGAAAAUGGAGCAGCUUCGCCAAAAAUUGCACACUGAUGAAGAACUAUUAUGGCUUGAUCAUGGCAAGACUCUACGUGAACAAUCAGUAUCUGAUGAUGAAAUGCUUUUCUUGCGUCGUAAAUUCUUUUUUUCUGACACUAACGUUGACUGCCGUGAUCCAAUUCAACUUAAUUUAUUAUAUGAGCAGUGUAGAAUGGGUGUUUUACAAGGAAAUCAUCCAGUUACGCGUGAAAUGGCAUGUAAUUUGGCAGCUUUGCAGUGCCAAAUACAGUACGGUGAUUUACAGGAGCAUCGACAGCGCAAUAACUUUAUAGAUCUCCGGGAAAUCUUACCAAAAGAAUACAUUAAAUCAAAAGACAGUGAAAAGCGUGUAAUGGAUGCUUACCGUGAACUAAAUGGAAAAAGUGAAUUGGAUGCAAAAAGUAAAUAUGUUCACUUGUGCCGUUCUUUAAUCACUUAUGGUGUUACAUUCUUUGUGGUAAAGGAAAAAAUGAAAGGUAAAAAUAAAUUGGUACCAAGAUUGUUGGGUGUUAACAAAGAGUGUGUGAUGCGAAUGGAUGAAAAAACUAAGGAAGUACUCCAAGAAUGGCCACUGGAACAAGUAAGACGAUGGGCUGCAUCACCAAAAACAUUUACAUUGGAUUUCGGGGACUAUCAAGAUGGUUAUUAUUCCGUACAAACAGCAGAUGGAGAGAAGAUUGCCCAGUUGAUUGCUGGUUAUAUUGAUAUUAUUUUGAGAAAGAAACGAACUCGUGACCAUGUUGGCAUAGAGGGUGAUGAAGGUUCAACGAUGCUAGAAGAUGUUGUAGCACCAGCUCGUGCUACGUUAGUUGCGCAUGGUCAUAUUGGUGAAGGAUAUGCUCAAGAAGGUAAUGUUGCCAUCCCUGGUGUGUUACGAACUCCUGGUGGUUUAGCAUCUGGUCAGAGAGGAGCUGUGAAUGGUGCACAAUAUGGUGCUGUAAGCGGACAGAUUCUUCAGCAUCAGCUGGCCAAAGGCCAACGACCGCGCAUAAUAAAUUCGCAAGAACGUGCCCAACGAGCUCUUAUUGGUACAAUUGAAGCAUCUAUUCGUGCUGUUGAAGCCGCAGAGGAAGAAAUGAAAAAACCAGUUGAAAUAGAGAUCCCGCGAUUUACUGAUGAUCCUACUUCGCGCCGCUGGAUUGAAACCAAAGUGGAAGUUGAAAAACAAAAAGUGGGUGACCAGCUUGCGCAAAUGGGGGCUGCUACAGCUCAAGUAGUACAAUUAACAGCUGUUGUCGACGAAAUAGAUUCAAAAGUUGGUACAGCAAUAGCUACUAUUGGAUCAAAUAUGCCUGAAAUGGGUCGGGGAGUGCGUGAAUUGGCUGCUUUGAUGCCAGAUAAACAGCGACGGGGUGAUCUGGUAGAUGCUGCUCGAAAGUUAUGUGGAGCAUUUUCUGAUUUUUUGAAUGCGGUUAAUCCCGAACAUGAAGAAAAACGGACAACAGUGCUUGCCGCUGCAGGACGCGUUGGAGAUUUUUCACAAGCUGUUAUAAAUACUUUAGAUGAACCAACGAACGAAGUGAAAUCAUUCCACGAUCAUUUGGUGCAGCGUGCCAAAAAUGUGGCUACUUCGACUGCACAGCUUGUACUCAGGCAAGUUAUCACAUUACAAGCUAAAACAAUAUCCUCAGAAUGUGAGGAGCCAGCAUUACAAGAUAAAGUAAUUCAUUCUGCCACACAGUGUGCUUAUGCUACUUCUCAACUUGUUGCAUGUGCGCGAGUUGUUGCGCCAACUAUAGAUUCUCCUGCCUGUCAAGAACAGUUGACGUCUGCUGCUAAACAAGUAGCUAAAGCUGUUGAAGAAUUGUUGGUGGAUGCACAAGAAGCUUGUAAGAAAAGCAGUAGUGACGGUAAAAAAUCAUAUCAUAAUAUUCAUGAGGCUGCGCGAGAGGUCACAACAGCGUUAGAUGAUUUGCUCUUGCAUGUGAAAACAUCACCAAGGUUUAUUCGUACAACGCACGAAAAUUACGAGUAUGAGCAAAUUUUGAAUCAGUCUAGAAAAAUUAUCACAUACCAGGGACCAACAGAAGAUAUGGUACGGCAGGGUGAAAGUGCGAUACGUCACAGUCGUCUCUUAGUUGAGCAAAUGGAAGCAGAAGCGGAUCGUUUACCAGAGCGUCGGGACCGUCUUCUUGAUGCAGCACGUUCAGUAGCACAAGCAACUAGCAGAAUGAUUGAUGCUACUAAGGAAUGUCAAGUCCAUCCACAAGCAGCUGAAUCACAAGUGGCAUUACGCUCUGCUGCCGAAAAGCUGGUGACUGUAACCAGUGAGGCCACCAGUGAAGAACAGUCAAAAAGAACUAUGGAGCAUCUUGAACAGGCUGCAAAGCAAACAGCUGCCGCAGCUACACAAACCAUAGCAGCAGCCAAUUCUUGUCAGCCUUACAUUCAGUCAAGAGCAGUAACUGAAACAUUAAUCAUUGAAUGUACGGAAACCGCUGAACGCGUACCACCUCUUAUUGCAUCUAUACGGGAAAGUCAAGCAGCUAGGACUCCAAACGAGAAAUUCCGUGCUCAAAGCAAUUUAAUUCGUGACACGACUCAGGUAUUACGUCCAGCAACACGACUUGUUGAGGUAGCUCGGCAGACAGUUGCUUCAGUUUCGGAACAACAUGUAGCCAGUCAUCUGCAAUCUAUCAGUCAGCAAUUAUCUACUCAACUGGCAGAGCUACGUGUUGCUUUGAACAAUGCUCAACAGCUUAACUUUGAAAUGCAGUUGGUGCAUUCAGAAGAAUUAAUUCGUGAACUAGACAACGAGUUAAUUGAAAUUGGACGUGCUGCUCAAUGUGGCCAACUGGCUGCGGUUCCAGGAGAAUCAGCUGAAACUGCAACUUCUAAGUUAACGGGUGCUGCGAGACAGGUUAGCUCGACUUUAACACAGAUGGUAAGUGCAGCUGCAACUGGCGACCGUCAGCAUGUAGGAGCAAGCGCGAUUGAAGCCGCACGUUCUUUGCGAACAUUUACAUCUACUGUCCAUGGAGUAUGUUCAACUAGAAAAGAUACACCUGUAGACAGGUUCAUCGUCUCGGCUCGCUCAGUAGUUCAUGAUUCUGGAAGAGUUUUUGAUAGGGUUCGUGAGCAAGCAACACCUCAGCAACUUAAUGAUGCUACAAGACAAGUUGCAGUAUCACUGCGACAGUGUUUAUCAUCUUUGCCAGACACACAGCGUAUUGAAAAAGCUGUGAGUCAAAUCAAAUCAUUCCGGGCUCCAGAAAUAGCGUCGACUGUAGAUUUACGUAGUUCAGCCUCUCGACUUAUUGAGGCUUGUUCACAGUUAGCAGUAAGCUUGCAAGCACCACAGGAAGCAGCAGCUGUUGAUGUUUUUGUACGAUCUUACACUGAUUUCCAUACCGCGAUCGCACACGCAAUUAAACAACAGCAGGAUGUCAUACAAAGACAGCAGUGCGUUUCAUAUCUGGAAACAGUUCGAGAAGAGGCAGUGAAUGUAGUGAUGCGCACUCAUGCUGCAUCAAUGGAUGCUUCUAAUGCGUCAGCACUGCAGUUGCUUUCUCAAUCCACUCGUUCGUUAACCGAAUCUAUAAAUGCUAUAGUGGAGAACGUAAGUAGAGAGGCUCCCUGGCAACGUGAGUGUGAUGCAGCCUUACGACAAAUUAAGUCUGUACGACAUAUUUUGGAUCGAGCUAAUCUACCGGUAAAUAAUGAAGGUUAUUACGAAAGUUUGGAUUCCGUAACAGAACAAGCAAAACGAUUGGGAGAAGGUAUGACUGGUAUAGCGCGACAUGCGAAAAAUCAGGAUACGCAAUCACUUUGCGAAAGUGUUCGCACAGCUGCAAAUGCGAUUUGUGGUCUUGCUGAGGGCGCUACUCAGAGUGCAUAUUUGGUUGGAGUUGCUGAUGUAAGAAGUCAGCCUGGAUGUUCAGCUAUCAUUGAUACUUCAAAAUGUCGUCGUUCAGUGGAAAUAGUUAAGCAGAUUUGCCAACGUAUUCAACGUAUGGAAUACACACAGCAGCAAAUCCUUGAUGAUGCCACUGUAAUUGCUAAACACACGUCAACAUUAGCCAAUUUGUGUCGCGAGGCAUCAGAAAGGGCAUCGAAUGUCAGUUUGAAAAAGCAAUUCAUUAACUGUGCCCGCGAAGUUGCCUCUUCUACUGCAUCCUUGAUAACUGCUGUUAAGCAGUUAGAUAGUUCAUUUACUGAGAGGAACCAAAGAGAAUGCUCAGAGGCAGCGCGAUCGCUAUAUACAGCAGCAGAGCAGUUGGAAACAUUUGUAGAUAAUCCAGAAUUUGCUGCUGUACCUGCCAAAAUAUCUUCAUCAGGGGAAGCUGCUCAGAUUCCAAUCUUAGAGUCAGGCAGAGAGAUGCUGGAUGCUAGCUGCGAAAUGAUCAUAACAGCUAAGCAACUUGCUCUUUCUCCAACUGAUGCGCCAACUUGGCAACGCUUAGCUGAUAAUUCGAAAGUUGUUAGUGAGAGUAUAAAACGUUUGGUAGCAUCCAUUCGUGAGCAGGCACCCGGUCAAGCUGAUUUGGAUCAAGCCAUAAUUAAGCUUCAACAAAUGAUUCAACAACUUGAUCGAGCCUCAAUGGAUGCUUUUCAAGAUCAGUUGCCCCGUAGCUCAGUGGCUGAACAGCAACUUCAUCAGCAAAUUUUGCAUGCGUGCCAAUCAGUUUAUGAUAGAAUUAAGCCAUUAUGUGAAGCAGCAAUUGAACAUAGCGAAAAAUUGAGUCGUGCUGUGCAUGAACAUAUGGAAGCAAUGGAACCACUCGUUUACUCAUCCAUACAAGCUGCGUCGAUAACAUAUGACACGAAAUCACAAACUACUAUUUUUGAGCAAUGCAAAACAGUCGUUGAGGCUGAACUACAGAUGUUAUAUGCGAGCAAAAAUGCUGGUGGAAAUCCAAACGCACGUGAAUUGCACAUAGUUUUAAAUGAUAGUGCUAAUCAGUUGCGUGAUGCGUUGACAGAAAUGCAACGAAAUAUAAACCGAAUGGCAUCUGAAGCUGGUGUUAUUCAUGGUGUUGUAGAAAAUAUAUCUAGAUCUAUAGCACUGACAGAUGAUGUCUCUUCGCAAACUGGCGAUGGGACAUUUGCUGACGCACAAACUCGUAUGAUAAAUGCACUUGGAGAAAUAUCUCAUAUAGCUACUGAUAUGCCUCUUACACCUCCAAAAUCUUUGGGACCUCUGGCUUUACGACUUUCUGAACGUUAUUCUGAACUGGCAAGUGAUUCUCGUCUUGCAAUUGCGACACUGUCUUCACCUAAUUUAGCACAAAAACUGCGAUUAGCUGUGCAGAAGUUGGGUACCGCAUGCAUAGAGGAAGUUAAAGUGGCUGGACAACGCCGUGCUCAUCCAGAUGACCAGCGUAUAUUGGAUGAUUUGUCUCGUGGUUCACGAUCGGUAGUAGAAAGAGUACAGGAAGUACUUGCAGCACUGCAUGAAGGAUCACGUGGGACCCAAGCGUGUAUUAAUGCCGCUAACACUGUGUCAGGAAUUAUUGGAGAUCUUGAUACAACGAUUAUGUUCGCUACUGCCGGAUCAUUGAAUCCACAGCUUGACUCAGAAAAAUUCGGUGAUCACAGAGAAGCAAUUCUGAAGACUGCUAAAGCCCUAGUAGAAGACACAAAAGCGCUUGUAGCAGGAGCAGCAUCUAAUCAAGAACAACUAGCAGUUGCGGCGCAAAAUGCUGUUCGUACUAUUGUCAGUUUAUCUGAUGCAGUUAAGAAUGGCGCUGUUUCUUUAUCUUCAGAUAAUGCUGAGGCUCAAGUUAUGGUUAUUCAUGCAGUUCGUGAUGUAGCAGCUGCACUUUCAAACUUGAUUCAAGCAACAAAAAAUGCAUCGGGUCGCUCGCUUCACGAUCCUGCUAUGGGACAUCUUAAAGAGGCUGCCAAGGUUAUGGUUACAAAUGUCACAUCUCUUUUAAAAACUGUGAAAACCGUUGAAGAUGAACAUCAGCGUGGUACGAGAGCCCUUGAAGCAGCAGUUGAAGCCAUUGGUCAGGAGAUCCACUUUUAUGAUAGUGGAGAAGCAUCUUCAAGGGGAGGGGCCGCUGCAGAGGAUGUUAUCCGAACAACAAAACAGCUGACUACAGCAACGGCUCGUGCAGUAGCUGCAGCACAAACAUUACAACAAAGUGAUAUUAUUGCAGCGGCCAAUCUCGCUCGACAGUCUGUUUGUGAUUUGUUAGCAACUACUCGAGCUGCUGCUCUUUCUGCUGACUCUGCAGAUGCUAGAUACCGUACUCUAGAUUGUGGACGGGAAGUUGCUGUACAGGUGCGCUCACUUCUUAUGACGUUGCAGUCUCUUAUUGUGCGUCGAGAUGAUCCAUAUGCGCGAGAAGCUUUACUCGAAGCAUCAAAAAGAAUCGCUAAAGUGGUCGGUGAGCUUAUAAACUGUGGUGAAUUGUUAAAAGGUGAUUCAUGGACUGACCCGUCGGAUCCAACAGCAGUUGCCGAAAAUGAACUUAUUGGCGCAGCAAAUUCUAUUGAAGCAGCUGCUGUAAAGCUCUCUCAACUUAGACCGCGUCAAACUCAGAAAAUAGACGAUUCGUUGACUUUCGAUGAACAAAUUCUGGAAGCAGCGAAGUCGAUUGCGACCGCUGUUCAAACUCUUGUUAAAGCAGCGUCUGCGGCGCAGCGUGAGUUAGUUGCUCAAGGAAGAUUAGACGCUCAGCCAGUAUUUGCGUCUGACGACUACCAGUGGUCAGAGGGACUGAUUUCAGCGGCUCGGCUUGUCGCUACGGCUGUCCAUCAGCUUUGUGAAGCAGCUAAUGCGCUUGUACAAGGUCAUUCUUCAGAAGAAAAACUGAUUUCAGCAGCAAAACAGGCAUUUAUUAAAAAUGUGGCAUCUUCAACUGCACAUUUGCUAGUAGCUUGUAAAGUAAAAUCAGAUCUGGACAGUCGUGCUAUGCAGAGGCUACAAAGUGCUGGACAUGCUGUAAAAACAGCUACUGAGCACUUAGUGAUGGCAGCUCGUUCUGCUUUACAUGAGGAUGAACGUACAUUUAUCAUUUCACAGCGCAUGGUUUCUGGCAUUGCACAGGUAAUGGAUGCUCAAGAGCAAGUAAUUAGGAAAGAACGUGAGUUAAUUGAAGCUCGAGGAAAAUUAGCAGCUUUGAAUAAAGCUCGAUAUGAACGUGGUCUUUCUCCUAGUGCUGAACGAUGA